AUGAGAGUGCAGAAGCCUGCAGUUAAAGAGAAUAGUAACUCAUCUCCCAAGUUAGCCGCACGCUCAUGCCUAGCGUGUCAUCGGCGCAAGGUCCGUUGUGACCGAGCAGUGCCAUGCACGAAUUGUUCCAAAUGCAAUUGUGCCUGCAUCUAUCCCACCAAAAAUCACGACGAGCAGAAGAGUCCAACAUUGCAACGUAUAUCUGAUCGCCUCGAAAGAUUGGAAACUCUUCUCUCGCGUCUUGUCGAUCCUCGUGGGUCCGCAACCUCUAGUGCCGAGCAUCAAGUCCAGCAUGCGCCAAAUUUCCCAUCGGGUCAACGAGAGACGUGGGAGCUUUUGUUAAACGAUGGAAAUAAUGUGCAAUAUGUUAAUAAUUCAAACUUGAAGGACCUACUCCAGACUGAAGAGCGUAUCAAAACCCAGAGCGUCUCAAAUCCUGCAACUACGCCACAGCAGCAGAGAUGCGUCGGUGAACAAGCUUCAUCAUCGCAGGACCCCUGCUCAAUAGUCUCUUCUAAUGUGCUUGAAUUCUAUCCGGAUUCCCACCUAGCUCUUCAGCUUUGGGCACUUUAUGUCAAGUCUGUUGAUCCAGUCCUCAAGAUUCUACAUAUACCGACAAUCCAGUCCGCCGUCAUAGCUACAAUUCUGGACCCUAAGUCUGCCAACUUGUCGAUGGUUGCUUUGACUUUUGCAAUAUAUUUUGCUGCGGUCACAACACUGGGACAUUGCGAUGAGCCAAUUGAACUUCCCGUGGAGAGAUCAAUACUUCUCAAGCACUACAAGGCCGCGCUUGAUCAACUUCUCCUCGUGACAGAGGUGAUGAAUCGACCCGACAUUACAGCUUUACAAGCCCUUGCAAUUUAUACAACAUGUCUACGGGUUCAUGAGACAGGUCGCGGUGCAUGGGUUCUAAACGGUCUCACAAUCAGACUAGCCCAGUCAAUAGGUCUGCAUCGAGAUGGUGCCUCUCUCCACCUAAGUCCAUUCGACUCAGAGAUACGCCUGCGUCUUUGGUGGCAUCUGUGUGUACUGGAUUCCCGAGCACCGGAAGAUCAAGGAUUCGAGCUCACCAUCGACGUUCUCAACUGUGGAUUGCGUCUCCCUCUCAAUGUGGAUGAUAACCAACUAUUUCCGAACAUGAAACAACUACCGGUGGAGUCUCUCGGCUGGACAGAGAUGUCCUUCUCUCUUAUCCAGACUGAGUCCUGUCGGUUGUUGAACCCAGUCCUCGGCACUCGUGAAAAUUCCACCUCAACCGCGCCAUCAGAUCUGACUGCGAAGAGACAGAUAAUUGAAGAGCGUACCCGUUAUGUAUCGUCCAAAUAUGCCAUUUCUGCAACCACCGACCAACUUCCAUUGAUUGCAAUGCAGCAUUUCACUACAGCUCGCAAGAAGAUGGAGUUCAUGCUUCAACUCAGAGAGGAGAUUGAUAGCCAGAACAGAGAUGGAACACAUGAUUAUCCUGAUGUGCUGAGGCCAUCAUUCAAGCUUGCAUGCGAUGGUCUGGAGAGUAGCAUUCGCGUGACAAAGGGAGGUCUCUCCCAAGGACACAAGUGGCUCUUCACCACCUAUACCCCGUGGUAUGCUCUAGCCUAUGUUCUGCGUUGUCUGAGCAAUAGUCCAUGUGGACCCAGCACAGACCGUGCCUGGGCUUUGGUCGAGGAAGCUUUCCCUCGAGAACUCGGUUUCAAUAAGCUUUCUGUCCGCGAAGACGGACAUGGUAGUAUUUGGAAGUGUCUUGUACUGCUCCGACAUCAAGCCCUAGCGGCAAGGAACGCCCAAUUAUUCACAGACACAGCUCUGAGGUCCACUGAUUCUGUUACUACCCAAGACAAAUUUCGGGGCCUUGGAGAGAUCGAGCCUCAGCCCGGAUGUGAGGCUGUUACAUCGACUUUGUCGGAUGAUGGAAUGGCUUUUGGGCAGGAUCUCAUUCCUGGUUCGGAUCAAACCUUCUUUUCAUCCUUAGACUUUUCGAUGUCUGGGGUACCUUAUCUGCCGGAGUGGAAUGCAGUGAUUCAUGGGUCGUUGGAGGAUGGGAACCACUCGGGCAUGAUUGACUGA
Penicillium brevicompactum is the source of this 2061-nucleotide messenger RNA. RefSeq lists its product as uncharacterized. Gene Ontology annotation, biological process: DNA-templated transcription; regulation of DNA-templated transcription. Gene Ontology annotation, molecular function: DNA binding; zinc ion binding; DNA-binding transcription factor activity, RNA polymerase II-specific. The record is from RefSeq and is a predicted model, not a curated record. Lineage: Eukaryota; Fungi; Ascomycota; Eurotiomycetes; Eurotiales; Aspergillaceae. The coding region runs from base 1 to 2061 and encodes 686 amino acids. The transcript is spliced from 3 exons.